AACGCGAAGAGGUUGGUGGCCUUGGCUACAUGGUCGGCAAUGGUGGCGACGGCUUGUGCUACUACGGAGUUUCCCCUGACGAAGGGAAAGGAUGCGGUGGCUAUGUUCGAGAUUGGCGGGAACGAGAAGACCCUGGACCUCUGCGACUCCGAGUUCCUCCUUGCCGAGCCCCUUGUCCAAGAGGACUUUGCCGCUGAGGAGAUUUGGGAAGCAGCUAUCGGUGUUGUGCGCGAUCUUACGCCGGGCACUUUGUGGAUACAUGGAGAGUCGGCCGCUCCCUACCUCGAGAAGGUGUGUGAAGUUGCCCAUGAACAGCUCCGAUCCGGACGACAGGUGGUUAUCCAAGCUCCUGUCGUCGACCACGACUUUUGGACCACACCGGCAAUCGAAGAGCUGUACCAGAACGCCACCUACAACUACUACGAGGAGGCUGGCGAGACGCGGCUGUUGCGCCUGAACUAUUGUGGCCAUCAACAUGAAGUCCUCGUGGUUGACCAGACCGGCCGCAGGCCACCAGGCGAGGAUGAAGGAGACCUCCCCAUCGGGAGCCGAGCAAUAUCUUUCUCUUCCGGCCCCCGAAUCAAGCCCGAAGUACAAAGUGCUCUGAAGCGUCUGCACCAGAACCUGGGCCACGUCGGAGCCGAAGACCUCAGCCGACAUCUUCGCCUUGCGGGAGCUGGUCCAGAAGUGGUUGGUGCGGCCAAACGACUUCAGUGUGAGGUCUGCGCCCGCAACAAAAGAGGAAAGGCCGCGAGACCGUGGUCGACUCCUACGCUGUUGGAGUUCAACCAGGUGGUGGCCGUCGAUGCCUUUUCGGCCUAUGACUCCUGGGGAAAACGCUACGAGUUCAUCUCGGUAUUGGAUUGCGGAACUUCUUUCCAUGUCGUGUUCCCCCUUAGUGGUCACAGCACGGCGUCCAUGGAGAAGGACUUCUGCGUCGCCUGGAGCCAUGUAUUUGGCCCUCCUGGAACUCUUGCACUGGACCUUGAGUCCGGGCUCCAAGCUGGCUUUGCGAGGUAUAGCGAGUUCUACGGUGUCAAGAUCCGCUCCGCUGCCGGACAGGCGCAUUGGCAACAAGGGAGCGUCGAACGCCACAACCGGCUUUGGAAAGAGAUAUGGGAUCGGGUUGUCGAUGACCACUCGGUCACUGAGAAUGAGGUCCACCUUGCAGUCACGGCCGUGAACAGCGCCGUGAACGAGCUGCGAAGAAAGAAUGGUUUCAGCCCGAGCCAGGCCGUAUGGGGAAAGGACCCUGAAAUGCCAGGCGAGCUACUCGGGAGCAAGGACCUCGAGCAGUUCGACCACCUCAUUUCCCGUGACCACCAACGAGCCCGAGAGCAUGCACUACGUACGGCUGCCAAGGAGACGUUUUUCCGAUGCCAGACUGACGACAAGCUCCGUCGAGCUCUCCUACAAAGGAGCCGUGUCUCAGGGCCCGACCUCGCCGUCGGAGACUUCGUCUUCUUCUACCGAAAGGCCAAGAAUCAGAAGUUCUGGCAGUGGCAUGGUCCAGCGACGGUGAUUGGCCACGCAGGGGCGAACGUCUGGGUGUCACGCGGCGGGCGCUGCCACCUGGUGGCUCCAGAACAUUUGCGUCGGGCGACCAGCGAGGAGCUGGGUGACGCUUUCACUUCGCGCACUACUCGCGAUGAUCUCGAAAAGCUCCUCGAGCUGGAUCCAGACGAGAUUGUCUAUGACGAUGAGGUGGAAGGGCACGAGUCUGGCCCCGAACUCCCGCCUGGAGAUCAAGAGGGCGACCCACGUGACCUAGCUGCUGCACAAGGACGAGUACGUGAUGGAGAUCAUCUUGGUGCUGGUCCUUCUGUCCGAAAGCGGUACAGGGUUAAGGGUCCCCAAGACGGCCCUGGACAUCAGCUUCCACUUCGUCCUGAGGACGAUGAUGAUGGCGUGGAUGAGGCGGAGCAGCACGACGUCCCUCCCCGGGAAGCUCCAGAUGAGGCAAUGAUGCUGCGCCGAGCAGUGACAGCGAGGGGAAAGGAGAAACAGCUUGAGAAGGAGCUCCCCUGGUCAAUGAUUCCCGUGGAGCAGCGAGAGGCUUUCAAGCAAGCCGAGCUCAAACAGUACUGCGAACAUCUUGAUCAUGACGCAUUGGAGCCUCUCUCCAUUGAAGAAAGCCUCCGCAUCAAAGCCGAAAAGAAGGACCGCAUACUGACCUCUCGGUAUGCAUACCGCGACAAGGCUUUGGCGAAGAGGCGAAAGGACCCAACCGUCCCUUGGAAACACAAGGCUCGCUUGGUGAUCGGUGGUCACAACGACCCCGACAUCGGGCAAGGGCUCAAUACCACGGCCCCGACGGUGUCCAGGCAGUCCAUCAUGUUUCUCCUGCAGAUCCUCACUUCCCGACUCCAUCUCGGAUGGGAAGCCCACGCCGGUGACAUCACUGCUGCCUUUCUCAACGGAGGCCCUCUACAACGAGAACUAUAUCUUCAACAACCGCGCACCGGACUCGGAGAUCUACAUCCUGACCAGCUUCCACGCAUCAAGAAGGGCGUCUUCGGACUCGUCGACUCACCACAUGGAUGGUGGGAACGCUUCAAGGAAGAGGCCACGGGGCUACGCCCUGAGACUGAGGACGGGAAAAGGUUCGUGGUGGAGCAGUCGCCCCUCGACCCUUGCGUGUUCUUUGUCAGGGACGACUCCGUGAAGGUCUCCCAGGAAAGCUACGUCGAGUCUCGACUCUUCCAGGUGGAGGUGAAGUCCAACCAGCCCGACCACGAGAUGGCGACCGAGGAGCAGCAGUUCGACAACAGGAGUUUGGUGGGAGCCCUCUCUUGGCUGGCGGGGCAAACAAGGCCGGACCUACAGGCCAGCGUGUCCAUGUGCCAGCAACUGCAGAAGGCCCCAACUGUCGGAGAUGUCAGGUUUUCCAAUUUGGUGGCACGACGGGCCUACGAGCACAAGGCCAAAGGGGUGACUUUCUAUCCCAUUGACUUUGACCGAGCCACGCUCCUCUGCUACCACGACGCUGGAUGGGCGAACGCCCCCCAAAACGCCGACGACCCCUACUACAAGUUGACGGACGACGAGAACCUCGCCGGGACGUUCCAGGAAGGGCCCUUCGUUGACAAGCCACGAAAGACAAAGCGAAGCAGCUCUUGCAUAGCCUCCCAGCUCGGGUGCCUCUAUGUCCUGGCGGAUUCGGACAUCCUCCAUGGCAAGGAGGCUAUGAUGAGUGUGAUUGACUGGAAGAGCCACGCCUGUGAUCGGGUGUGCCGCUCGACCUUCGCAGCUGAAACCAUGGCUUGCUGCACCGCAGUCGAGGGAGGCGACUACCUGGAGAAGUACCUGGAGACCCUCCUCACCGGAAGUCUUCAACGGAGGACACGUGGCCGGAUUCAAAUCCGUUUCCUGAGCGACUGUAGGUCACUGUACGACCAUCUUACACGGGAAGGAAUUCCCCGUGUGCCAUCCGACCGCCGGCUCGCUAUUGAUCUGGCAGCCGUGAGACAAGACUUGAAGUCACUCGGCCGACUAGCAUGGGUUCCAACCACUCGCCAGCUCGCUGACGUUCUUACUAAGCCUAUGAAGGGAAGCGAGUGGUGGGACUUUUUGAGCUCACCCUUUGGUCUCUCUUUUAAGGAGGAGACUUUUGGAGCAGUGUAA
Symbiodinium sp. CCMP2456 is the source of this 3624-nucleotide messenger RNA. The record is from the annotation of a GenBank genome assembly. Lineage: Eukaryota; Dinophyceae; Suessiales; Symbiodiniaceae.